ACAGCGAUGACUGGGUGUAGGAUUGUGCAUUGAAAAUAAAGAAGGCAGGAGCUGUAUGUUUGAUAGCAGCCAGCUGAGACUGAGGGGCGUACGAUGCAGCAGGAUGGUGGUUCCCUACAGUGUUUGUGUGCCGGAUUAGCUGCUACUUAGCUUCGUGUGCGCGCGUGUGUGUGCUGCAGAAGCAGGGCGCACCGAGCCUCCAGCCAGCCGCGUCAGGUGGAUGCGCCUGCAGUGAUCCAGGUCGCCCCUAUGGAUCGCGUCCAUGGAUGUCUUCAAACCCGCUUUGGACAGUAGUUUGAGUCCUAACGCGUGCGUUUCCUCAACGGAAGAAGCAGAGGAAGAUGUUUUUCGCUGGCCCACACCGGCGAAUGGCAUCAGCGCCGCGCCGGAUGCGGGACCCACCGCGCCGGGCUUCUGGACGGCUGUAUUCGACUAUGAAGCGACUGCAGACGACGAGCUCAGCCUUCGGAAAGGGGAUCUGGUGGAAGUCCUGUCCAAGGAUUCCCUGGUAUCAGGAGAUGAGGGCUGGUGGACCGGUAUGAUAGCAGACCGGGUUGGCAUCUUCCCGUCUAAUUAUGUCAGCAAAGGGACCGGCAUUCCUGAGGAAAUACGGGCCACCUCAGAGCAGCAGUACCCAGUGCCUCCUCUGCACCUUCUCGAGAUUAACUUCUCAGAGCUCACUUUGGAAGAAAUUAUCGGGGUUGGUGGUUUUGGAAAAGUCUACCGUGCAGUGUGGCGGGGCGCAGAGGUGGCGGUGAAGGCAGCACGACGGGACCCUGAUGAGGAUUUGGAGCAGACGUUGGAGAGCGUUCGUCAGGAGGCCAAGCUUUUCGCCAUGCUCAACCAUCUCAACAUCAUGGCUCUGCUGGGGGUGUGUCUGCAGGAGCCCAACCUGUGCCUAGUAAUGGAGUACGCCCGAGGAGGCCCUCUCAACCGGGCCCUAGCCGGGAAACGCAUCCCUCCGUGUACUCUGGUUGACUGGGCUGUGCAGAUUGCCCGGGGCAUGCACUACCUCCACUGCCAGGCUAUAGUCCCCAUUAUUCACCGGGACCUCAAGUCCAGCAACAUCCUUAUUCUUGAGAGGGUUGAGAUGGAAGACCUCAGCAACAAGACUCUGAAGAUCACAGACUUUGGACUGGCUCGAGAGUGGCACCGCACAACCAAGAUGAGCGCUGCCGGCACCUACGCCUGGAUGGCUCCUGAAGUCAUCCGCUCGUCUACGUUCUCCAAGGGUAGCGACGUUUGGAGUUAUGGUGUGCUGUUGUGGGAGCUGCUGACUGGAGAAGUACCAUUUCGCGGUAUUGAUGGUCUCGCAGUAGCUUAUGGAGUGGCGAUGAACAAAAUGGCCUUGCCAGUUCCAUCUACUUGUCCUGAGCCCUUUGCACGUCUUAUGGAGGAAUGCUGGAGCCCAGACCCUCACUCUCGGCCACAGUUCACAUCUAUCCUGGACCAGCUGACGGCCAUUGAGGAGUCAGGCUUUUUUGAAAUGCCAGCAGAAUCCUUCCACUCUCUGCAAGAUGACUGGAAACUGGAAAUCCAGGAGAUGUUUGAUCAGCUGAGGACCAAGGAAAAGGAGCUGCGAUCGUGGGAGGAGGAGCUGACCAGAGCUGCCCUGCAGCAGAAGUGUCAGGAGGAGGCGUUGAGGAGGCGCGAGCAGGAACUGGCUGAACGUGAGAUUCACAUCCUGGAGCGAGAGCUCAACAUCAUCAUUCACCAGCUCUACCAGGAAAAGCCUCACGUGGAGAGCAGGCAGGGCAAGUUCCGACGCAACCGCCUUAAACUCAAGGAUGGGAACAGGAUCAGCUUGCCCUCAGAUUUUCAGCACAAAAUCACCGUGCAGGCGUCUCCUUCCCAUGAUCGACGGAGGAGUUUGCUUAGCAGCAGUUCCAGCCCUCCCACCAGUCCGCCAAUGUUGCCUCGCCUGAGAGCCAUCCAGCUCACUCCAGGGGAGGGUUGUACAGCCUGGGGUCGCAACACUUGUCUUCAACCUGAUGAGGAGGAGAGUGAGAGGAAGGGGUCUAGAAAAAAGGGCAGAUCCCGUGGAUGUGGCCCAUACAGAGAACAUAGCGCUGAUGCCAGCGUGAAGCCUCCCCAUGAGGGCAGCAGACAACGGUCCUGCAGUGCCCCAAACCUCCGCAGAUCCCCUAGACACAGCCCAGCAGUGCCUGGAGUGCCAAGCCUUGUGGAGAUGGAAAAUGAAGACUGCUGUUUCACUGCUGAGCCAGGAGCAGCCCCUGGUCAGUCCUACCUCUGCAUUCCCUUCCAUAAGGAGGCCCACACCGCUGCUGCUGCUGCUGAUGGUGAUGGAGAUGAGUACUGCCUCAGCAGUCAGGUGCCAGGAACACCACCGUGCAGGAAGAGCCCAGCUGGAAGCAGGCGUUCUGAACUGGUCUUGCUGGGCUGUGGGGCUCUGCUGGCAGCCGUCGGACUGGGCUGCAACUUGCUAUCAUUGGCCCAACCAGAAGAGAAUAUCAAACCGCGCUGGGAGGGCUUUUUCCACAAGACAGGGAGCCAGAGGCGAAACACAAGCCCCCCAACUCGCAGACUGUUCCGGCGGGAAAGCCCGCUCAAACCGUCGGCGCCCUCACUACCUGAACGAGCCUUGCCCUCCUCAUACACGCUGCUGUCAUUGUCAUCGGUGUCUGACUGCAACUCCACUCGCUCACUGCUGCGCUCUGACAGCGAGGAGCUGUUGGUCUGCCGCCCUGCCUCACCACCCACACAGCCUCCUCUGCCCCCUCCUGUCUCACAGCAUCAAGCCAUCCAAACUCCAAUCAACCCACUGGUCAACACCCACCUUGAGAGCUUCAAGCGCAACCCACGCCAGUCCCUCACGCCCACACAUGUUCCCUCUGCCACAAGUUCCUCACGCAGCCUGCGUCGAACACCAUCAGACGGAGCCAUCAAGAAGAGCUGCCCACCUAAUAAUCUGGAGCCAUUACCGGAAAAAACAGCAUUAGAAAACACAGGUUGCUUCAGAGUUUUAAAAGAAGAGGUCCCACGGCUGCCUGAUCCAAAUGUUAUCUUCCCGCCGACACCUCGUCGUCGCUGUGCUCCCGAACGGCCCAAAACCUUGGACUUUGUGGCUCGGCCUCGGCCGUCACCUCGAACACGCUCUGAUGUGUUUUGGGCAGAAGCGAGGCCCAGGGGAAAUGGACAAAUCUUAGGUAACGGUGAGUCCCCUGCCCACACCUCGAGCACAGAGACUCCACCCACUGUAGAGUUCGGGAGAGACCCGGCGGUGCUGCCUACCCCCAUGGAAGCACCGACACCCUACUCCCCACGCCGGAAUGAAAACCUGCUGGAUCAGCUGGAUGAGGGACAGUAUCGGGAUGGAACAAUCCCACUCUGCAGACCAGAGACAAGCCUUCCCAAACACUCACCUUACCGUUACAAACCAGGAUUCUGGUCAUAGCCCAGUCUGACCCCUCAUUGGUCCAACACAACAUGGAGACUGUACCUGCUGUUAGCCUUUGGAUUGUCACAAAUUUGGGUCAGUUAGUACUUGCAAACAAAAUCUGGAAUUUAUUCACCUUUCUCCAUCUGCACAGUGAUUUUAAAUACUAAAGAUAUUUACUGUGAAUAUGUUACCUUCCUGGCAGUUGUUGCAGUAAAUCUUUAAAUUUGGCAUCCAAAACUGCUAAAACAAAUCCUAAAAAAUAUUUGAAAAUAUCAUUUGACCCAGGCCUGCUUGAUUAUGCAUUAGAAGAGCAAAUUAAAUGUGUCAUUUAACUUAUAAAGAGAUUUUUUUUUUCUUUCAGACUAAAGUGACAUAAAGCUUUACACCCUUUUUAUUUUCAAGCUUGAAUUGAAGAUUGUGCAUUUAAUAAAGUGCACUUUUGAAAAGCAUCAUGAAUGUAAAGCUUCAGGUUUUUCCACUGUCAAAAAAAACUGGCUCUGCAUUGUAACUUGUCUGCAAAAGCAUUGUGUUAUGUGAAAUCCUCUGUACAUGUAUAUCACCCACUCCUGUUCUCAUGGCAGAUGGAUUACUGUUUUGUGCUGACCACCUGCUGUCACCAAUCACUUCUGCAGAGUACUCUCCCAGUGAUGGGGGCUGUUCUUGUAUAAUAUGUGCACCUCUUUGCAUUAGCUACCUGCAGUCUAGAAACAGUCUCCGUAAACUAAUGUCUGACAUCAUCUCGAGCUCUCUGUAUGGGGAUCCAUAAAGAAUAAUGGCACCACUGCUUGGGUUCAGAUAGAGACCAUUCCCUCUCUUGUCUAUUAUUUGUGUGUAAUCCUGUAAGAGCAGCCAGAAGAGAAACAUUUCUCCAAAUUAAAAAGGGAACUUUGUGACUCUGCAAGUUAUAUGCCUCACAAAUUGUUGAUCAAGAUGUGAUGAGGGAUGUAAAGUGUGUUUGAGAUGAUGUAUCAUCAGUGAUGAAAGGCCUCACAGAUAAAGCAGGCUGUGGGUGGCAUGUGGAAGUUUAGCCUGGGUUAUUUUUAUAUUUGCAUUGCUUUAUUUCAUCGUAUUUGUUAAUUAAUUUAUCUGAUGGUUUAUUUUUAUAUGAUUUAUUUUAUUUGCCUUGUUGACACUUAUUAAUGAUUUCCAUGAAAGUUUUUAGUGUUUUCUGCGUCUGUGCUAAACAUCCAGUUUGUUUUGCACCACUCCACAGAUUUCAUGAGCACAAGUGCAUCUCAAAAUUUUAAUUUGAUGGCAAUUUUCAGUCAUUUGAUUACACAAAUUCACAAGUUAAUAGUUAUUAAAAAAGAAAAUUAGGUGCUAUAUACAUGUAAACUGUUUUUUUUUUUCCUCGCCAGAGUCGGGUUAAAUAUUACAUGUUUUCUGAUGAUUUCUAUUUGUUUUAAUUUGCUGGACAGGGCAGUUUAUAACUAAAUGAAAUAUAUUUUAGAGAGGAAUUUACUCUGCUUUUGCCAGAGAUGAAAUUCUGCCAAUUAACUGCAAACCCACCACAUUAAAAGAAAAAAAGAGCAACAGUUAUUCGAAAACAAUUAACAGAAAUACUGACUUCAGCGUCUAUGCCUGAUCAUUUCAUUUUCAAAUGUUAAGUGGCCUCUUAUAUUUCAUCUCUCUUUGUUCUAAGUGUAACCUUGUAAAUGUGAAUGCUUUUACUCUGACGACUGUGCAGGAGCAACAUGCCGAAUGUGCUCAUGCUCAAUGUAGAAACAGUGUUUCAACUACGGGUGCUGGUUGAAACAAACUUAAAGUGUUAUGUCUGAAAUGUUACCACGAAUAAGCUGAACUGUUGCUAAUGGACACUGUUCAGGUUGGAAACAGUACUGUUCAUGCCUGACUUGUAUUUGCACUGGAACACAUUGAUUUGAGUAAAAAUCAUAGUAAACUA
Molecule: messenger RNA, 5303 nt
Organism: Archocentrus centrarchus (flier cichlid)
Lineage: Eukaryota; Metazoa; Chordata; Actinopteri; Cichliformes; Cichlidae
Gene: map3k9
Product: mitogen-activated protein kinase kinase kinase 9
Exons: 11
Coding region: 263-3415 (1050 amino acids)
Biological process (GO): protein phosphorylation
Molecular function (GO): protein binding; ATP binding; JUN kinase kinase kinase activity
Source: RefSeq, a predicted model, not a curated record